UUGGUCCACUGAUGUAAACACACGUCUUCAUUUCUGUCGCCUCGUCCGCUCUGGCGAUUUCGUCAUUUCGGGUCCUUUUUCGCGGACGGAGAGCUGGAUUUCGGCGCAGAGGAGAAGGAUUCGGGGAGUUUUGAGUGGAGUAGAGUAGUGAAAAGCAGGAAUUGACGACUGUACGUUCGGGAAAAGAGGUGAAUAUUUCAAGUUUAUCAACAUGGCGCACCAGACAUUUCCGUCCAACAAGAAUAUCUACAGAUGCCCCCAGUUACACGGGCUUACCACCAGCUGUGUUGCCACGACGAUACUAGUGCAAUUGGACCUUGUGUCUCCAUUCCAGCUCUAUUUCAAUCCACUUCUCAUUAUCAAACACUAUCAGAUUUGGAGACUUGUAACCACUUUCCUAUUCUUUGGGUAUGUAGGUUUCAACUUUCUGUUUAACAUGAUUUUCACAUACCGCUACUGCAGGAUGCUUGAAGAAGGCUCCUUUAGAGGCCGCACAGCCGACUUUGUCAUCAUGAUGCUGUUUGGCGGAGCGUGUAUGUUGUGCUGCUCCAUGUUUUGCUCCCUGCCCUUCCUUGGCCAGGCCUUCACAAUUAUGCUGGUGUAUGUUUGGGCUCGGAGAAACCCCUUUGUCCGGAUGAACUUCUUUGGCCUUCUCAACUUCCAGGCUCCUUACCUUCCAUGGGUGUUAUUGGGAUUCAGCGUACUCUUAGGGAAUUCAAUCCUAGUGGACAUGGUAGGGAUUGCCGUUGGACACAUUUACUACUUCCUGGAGGACGUGUUCCCACAGCGCUCGGGGGGCAUCAGACUCCUCAAGACCCCACGGUUCCU
Messenger RNA from Penaeus vannamei (Pacific white shrimp), 828 nucleotides. The record is from RefSeq and is a predicted model, not a curated record. NCBI's taxonomy places the organism in Eukaryota, Metazoa, Arthropoda, Malacostraca, Decapoda, Penaeidae.